Messenger RNA from Nicotiana attenuata, 762 nucleotides. Its product is annotated as 2-isopropylmalate synthase A-like. Gene Ontology annotation, molecular function: 2-isopropylmalate synthase activity. Bases 19 to 561 code for a protein of 180 amino acids. Gene Ontology annotation, biological process: L-leucine biosynthetic process. Gene Ontology annotation, cellular component: chloroplast. NCBI's taxonomy places the organism in Eukaryota, Viridiplantae, Streptophyta, Magnoliopsida, Solanales, Solanaceae. The record is from RefSeq and is a predicted model, not a curated record. The transcript has 5 exons.
UUUAAGGAAUUUUGUAACAUGGUGAAUUUUUUGUGCAGUGGUCGCCAUGCGUUGAAAGCCAAAAUGGUUGAGCUUGGAUAUGACUUUGACGGCAAAGAACUUGAUGACCUCUUUCAUCGAUUCAAGUCACUGGCUGAGAGGAAAAAGAAAAUUACAAAUCAUGACUUGAGAGCACUUGUAUCAGAUGAAGUUUUCCAGCCUCAAGUUUCCUGGCAACUUGGAGAUGUACAGAUUACUUGUGGAAGUGUUGGCCUCUCUACAGCAAAUGUUAAGCUUAUUGACAGUGAUGGUCAUGAGCACACUGCCUCUUCUGUUGGAACAGGACCUGUUGAUGCAGCUUACAAGGCAGUUGACCUCAUUGUUAAGGUACCUGUAACACUCGUUGAAUAUUCGGUGAAUUCAAUCACAGAACGUAUAGAUUCCAUAGCUUCAACCAAAGUGUUAGUUCGUGGGAAUGAUGACUAUGCAUCGUUUAAUACUUCAAACGGGCGAACAGUUAAUCGUACAGUUAGGUACGAAACAUACAGAAAUACUGUUUCCCCUUAUCCUUAUUUCCCUUAAUUAAUCAAUAGUAAUAUUCUUUCAUGCAUAUAUAAUGUGGGAACAUGAAGAUGACAGAGAAAAAAAUUAAAACGAUUUUUUCCUAAAGGAGGAAAUAGCAUGUGAUAGGAAUGAAGUGUUGUCAGUUUUGUAUAGUUCUCAAAGUCUAUGGUACUACGGGAAUUUAGAGCCAACCUGAGAAUAGAAAGUAUCAUAUCAGAA